CAUAAACCGUGAGUAUAUAAUUAAUUGGAGAAAAUGGGAAACAAUAAUCCACCUCCACCUCCACCUCCCAAACUUGAAUUUGAUCAACCAUGGAGGAGAAUGCCUUGGGGAGAAAAGGACAAAAUUGAAAAGAAACUGAGGACAUUCAAGCUCAAGGGAACAAGUGCUCGGUUCGUCAGGAUUCUGGUUGUUGGUGAAGUCGGAGCAGGAAAGUCCAGUUUUAUAAACUCAGUCAAUAAUGUGUUUCAAAGACGAAUCACCUCUGGGGCUCUUGUUGACAAGACAGGAGGUACAAGUACCAGUUUCACAAAGAAUUACAAAACUCAUUAUAUUGAAGCAGAAGAUGGCUCCAGUUUGCCUUUUGUCUUUAAUGAUAUCAUGGGACUUGAGGACAGAGAGUCUGGUGCAAAAGCAGACGACAUCAUCAGAGCCAUAAAAGGGUUACUUGAGGAAGGACACAAUCUUGAUACACCUGUGACGGACAUUCAUUAUAGAAGCAACCCAACUGUCGAGGAUCACACCACAUGCCUGGUCAACAUUGUUGCUGCAGACAAAAUAUCAAUGAUGAAUGAUGGGGUCAUUGAUAAGCUUAAAAAAAUUCGUGUGGCUGCUACGGAACGGAAUAUGCCUCAAGUAAUCAUCAUGACAAGACCAGAUGUAGCAUGUCCACUGGUUCAACAGGACUUAAGGAAGAUCUACACCAGCAAGAAGAUCAAGGAGAAGAUGGAAGUGUGUAGUUAUAGGCUGGGGAUUCCUAUGAAUAACAUUUUCCCUGUAAAGAACUACCAUGAGGAGAUAGACACAGAUGAUGACAUGGAUCUUCUGAUUCUCAAGGCACUUGAUCAGAUUGUACACAUGGCUGCUGACUUGUUGAAGGAAAAAUCAUUUAAAUCUGGUGAAGAAAUUUUACCAGAAUUUGAUCGUCCAUGGAGGAGAAUGCCUUGGGGAGAAAAGGACAAAAUUGAACAGAAACUGAGGACAUUCAAGCUCAAGGGAACAAGUGCUCGGUUCGUCAGGAUUUUGGUUGUUGGUGAAGUCGGAGCAGGAAAGUCCAGUUUUAUAAACUCAGUCAAUAAUGCUUUCCAAGGACGAAUCACCUCUGAGGCUCUUGUUGACAGGACAGGAGGUAUCAGUUUCACAAAGAACUACAAAACUCAUUAUAUUGAAGCAAAGGAUGGCUCCAGUUUGCCUUUUGUCUUUAAUGAUAUUAUGGGACUUGAGGACAGAAAGUCUGGUGCAAAAGCAGAGGACAUCAUCAGAGCCAUAAAUGGGUUACUUGAGGAAGGACACAAUCUUGAUACACCUGUGACAGACGUUAACUACAGAAGCAACCCAAGUGUCGAGGAUCAAACCACAUGCCUGGUCAACAUUGUUGCUGCAGACAAAAUAUCAAUGAUGAAGGAUGGGGUCAUUGAUAAGCUGAAAAAAAUCCGUCAGGCUGCUUCGGAACGGAAUAUGCCUCAAGUAAUCAUCAUGACAAGACCAGAUUUAGCAUGUCCACUGGUUCAAAAGGACUUAAGGAAGAUUUACACCAGCAAGAAGAUCAAGGAGAAGAUGGAAGUGUGUAGUAAUACUGUGGGGAUUCCUAUGAAUCACAUUUUCCCUGUGAAGAACUACAAUGAGGAGAUAGAAACAGAUGAUGACAUGGAUCUUCUGAUUCUCAAGGCACUUGAUCAGAUUGUGCACAUCGCUGCUGACUUGUUGAAGGAAAAAUCAUUUAAAUCUGGUGAAACUGAUUAGGGACUCAGAUCACAAUGCCUCUGUGUAUAAAUGUAACCCAAAGUGAUUUACACAGCAUUUAAAAAACACAGUAGGAGACACGACUAUAAACAGAGAUCUAAAAUUACAGAACAGACUGAUAUCAAAUCAGUAGGUGGAUAGGUGGAUAGGUGGAUCAGAUAGGUGGAUUCUAUCAUUAGAGGGUUUAGCAAACUAUUAACAAACGGGUCAAUGAUAAUAAAUAUAUUCUCUGAUCAUUUACAUUUCAGCUUUUUACUGCAAAUGUCACAUCCACAACACUGGAAUUGGUCAACUAUGAGAAAGUUUUGUUGUGAAGUAUUAAUGUCAGUCUCAGUCAUGCAGACAAUCAGAUCAGUUCAGCCACUGGACAAUCAGAUUUGAAAAUCAGAUAAAUUAGCAUUAAGGUCUGUUUCUGUCUUUGGUUUGCUUUGUGUUUGGUGCAUUGUUGUCUUUAUUUACACAAUUUAACAGAUUUCUAAUGUUUAAUAUCCUUUUUGCUCCACAAAACACAACAUAAAAAAACACAGAUGUAAUAUUAGACAUAUCUAAACUUCUAUACUAUAUAAAUAAAUUCUGAGGUGUUAAAA
Messenger RNA from Tachysurus vachellii, 2327 nucleotides. RefSeq lists its product as uncharacterized. The record is from RefSeq and is a predicted model, not a curated record. The coding region runs from base 34 to 1740 and encodes 568 amino acids. The transcript is spliced from 13 exons. Lineage: Eukaryota; Metazoa; Chordata; Actinopteri; Siluriformes; Bagridae.